UAACCCGCGCGAACAUGUAUGGUGCAGUUCCGCGUGACAUGAAAGACGCAGGUUUGCUUCGCGAGACGAUGCGAUAACUAAUUAUAGACGGCGGGCCGUGGCUUUAUGAUGCCGUUGCUCGAUAAACUACUACCUGCGAGGAAGAGCAGACCGCGCGAGAGUGCCGAGAGCCUAGUGUCCAGUGCACGAACAACUGGAAAUGAUAGGAAUUCCGCGUUGCAAGUUGGAGCGAAUCAAGUGCGAAUUUUGUUAUUUCGAGAAUGCGAAUGGCGCGGUAGAAAACUUCUGUUUGAUUCGAUGACAGUCCAGAAACAUCGAAGUAAAAGCGAAACUGUGUGCACUGCGAUGAACAACAAUGCAGAAGGAAAAUGCGAGAUGCCUUUUAACAUAAGGACUGCUCACGAUUUUGAGCGAGAUAAAACUAUCGAAGAUGACGUGAGUCUCCUAAGCGAAAUGGUGUUUGGCACCGUGGCAAUGACGUACAGAGGAUCAUUAUUUAAGGUUCACUCGAUGAAUUCUCCUCCGUGCAUCAUGUGCACGAAAAUCUUUCCGGCGACAGAACAUGGCAUCUGCAAGACAAGUGAAAAAAUCUUGGAUGAAGGAUUAGGACGGUCCACGCACAUGGAUUCUACCUCCGGCAAUACUGGUAUGCGAUCAUUUCAGUCCCGGCCGAGUUCUGGCAAUCUGUCAAGUAACGAUUCGCACGUGGGUCCGCGAAAGAGUUCGACGUGCUCGAGUAUUGGCAGCGGCUGGGACGUAGACAUAGCUCCGCCGACGGGCAGUUCGCAAUCGUUGGAGAGUAACGGAUCGUCCGGACUCGGCAGCCUCACCAGUUUGCGCAGAAGAUGGUUAAGAGCGGUCUCGACUUCUCUCGGUCGAGCGGACUCCGAUGAUGCUUUCGGGAUGCAGCAUUGGAACGAGAACGGAAGCGACGGGCGUGACGGACACGCGAAACGACACAAAACCAGGCUGGGUUUGACAAUGUUAGUGCGAUUGGCUCAGGGCCAUGAAAGCCAGAUAAAAAUGCGGCUUUUAGAACACAUGGCUUUCUUAGAAGGGAUGCUGGAUCGCUUACGAUAUUUUUGCAUCGAGACAAGCAACAUUAAUGGUUUCAACUAUAAGAGGAUGCAAUUGACUGAUAGAAUGUGCAAGGCGACGUCUCGAUUUGUCAUUUCGCUGUUGCAUGUACUACUUGAUGUCGACGCUAACACACGCACACCUCUGUUGUGGCACGACAUUCUACUUAAUUCCGUGACAGUGAAUGAGAAGACAAAUACUUUGUAUCGCAGUUUGCAACAAAUGUGUCAAUUGUUCGACGAGCUCGAUACAAAAUCGACUAAUUUCUUUCUAAGCACUGUGGUAACUGCCGUAUUAACGUAUCAUCUCGGUUGGGUGUACACUGUGUUAUCCCCUCAUGAUCGGCACAUGAUCGAGAAAUUAGGUAGCUGGUACUCUUGCAAUCCAUUGUGGGCACAACUUGGCGACCUGUACGGCGCAGUAGGCAACCCUGUGAAAGUAGCGCAUACCGUAAUUGCAGGCGAUCCUCGAAAAAGUGAUUUAAUUAAUUCCGUUUUAUCGUUCUUAUCUUAUUUUAUUCGCAGUGGGACGAUACGAAAAUACCAGGAAUACCGUUGCACAUCGCAACAAGAUGUGCAGAUAGCGACGAAUAUGUUGGAACAGGCUCGCAAUAAACGGCCGUAUCUGUUUAGUAACAAAAGAUCGACGUGCGCGUUCAACGAUCGAAACGCCUUGAUUCGCAGGUGCGAGUCGCGCGUUUUACCAUCGCGUAAGUCGACACAAUCGUCCGAAACCGGAACCGACGAUAUUAACGCACAAUGCACUCCACGGUAUCCUGCGGAACGACCGAGGCUCUCGCGAUCAGUCAGUCCCCUGAAGCGUAGCGGCACCAUGAAAUCCGGCCUUGACACGCUCAUGAUGAAAUCGACCGAGGCUCUGCUAGACCUUAAGUUUCUAACGAAGGAAUUUUUAUUACGCGAAAAUCAGAAAAGCGAGAAAUACGAGUCGAUGCAGGAGAAUCGAUCUAAGGGCAGCGAGAAAAAUUUCAAAGUGUCGAACGAAGUAAAAAUAAUUGUUAGCGAGAUUGAAUCGCAGGAGGAUGUCAUGUCAAAGGGAUAUCAGCCACAAGAUUUCCUGCAGUUUCCUUUGCGAGGUUUCGAGAAGAAGUUGGGUGUGCAUGAUACUGAAGAGAGUCUCGCGACUGGAAAGACUGAGCUGCAUCAACAGCUGAAUAAUGUGGAUCCACUGAAAAUGUUUUACAGCAGACCCGAAUUAUCGCUUGAUACAAACGGUGGAUUUAUUGAUGAAUUUAAGGAAUCGCAAGUCUUUUUUACCCUCGGUGGGGAAGACAAAUCCGUGAAGUUACCGUUAAGACCGCGUCUUAAUAACAAUUGUCAGUGUUCUUACACCUUUACGAGACUACCUAGUACAUCUGCACAACUUCCGGAGGGCGUAUUGAGAAAGAUCAUCCAGCGAAACUUCCCCGAAUCGUCGAAGAGCAUGCAGCCUCCUCCAGAAGCAACGUCCAGUAUGGGUGCAAGGUCCAUAGGCUUUUGUUUGAAGUGCAAUGGUCAAGGAUACGUUGCCUCGCAAGAUUAUGACAGCAGCAAACAAGUGUUGGAAACGCCGACGAAUGCGACGGAGGUAUUACGCACGUGUGGAAGCUCUGAAGGUAGCAGAACCAUGAGAAUGUCGCGAUCCAAUAGCCUUGAGGCUUUGAUGGAAGCCAACAGUGUCGUGGAGUUGCCAAUGCCACAAUCAAGGAAAAUUUCACAGAUCAAAACUGGAUUAAUUAGAGAAAUGGGCUUUACGAAAACUCUCAUGCGAAAUAAGACUAUAAAUGACGAGACUAAUAUUCUAAGUACAGGUUAUACGUGGGGUUUGGUGCUACAAGGUAUAACUAAGAAAAAAAAGAGGAGAAAAAGGAAGAAGCUAUCAGAAGAUGAGAAGGAUAAUUCUGAAAUUGAAUCAGAAGAGAAGUGGUGGUCGUGUAUGCGUGAAGAAGUCAUGGCCAGCGCUCGAUUUCCAACGAUCGAUCAACCGGUUGCAGAAGCACUCUGCGUACUAGCUGACUUGGACACGUGGCACGUCGGAAUCUUAUCAAAUAAUGCGCCUUGGCAAAGUCCUCCACUACCGGUCGGAAUGUCACGUCUGGUAUCGAAUAUGUUGGAAUCUUUUGCCUAUGUAUGGCGAAAAUAUCACUCUCCUAUCCAUUGCAUAGCGAUUUUGGAGACUAAACUGAGAGAAUUAUGGUUAAGAAGCGAAGCCUUGGCGGAAAUGAUGAUGUCUAUGGAAGAGUCCGAUGCCAAUGUGAGCAGCUUGAUGAACGCUCUAGAUCUCGAUGCAGCGGACAUACCACUCUUACUUGCGGUCGCAACCACUCAUUCUCCGGAAAUAACGCAACGAUUUGGUCUUACACUAACUUGAACCCGUUCGAUUGUUUAUAGUUUUCUCCUCUUGGUAUUUUUAUAGGUAUCUUUUGAGUAGUGUAUCAAUAUGUGUUGUACCGAAGUAAAAAAAGCUAAUAAUUCUUCGCUCCGAAUAACACAUAAUUAAGUACACAAUACCUAAAUCGUGCGCGCGUAAAUCAAAUUAGACUAGGUUAGAUGUUAAGGUUUAUUCUCGCGUUUAAUCAUUCGUUUCAGCGUUUUUUAAUGAAUCACAUAGUUCUUAUACAACUAAAUCACAAUGGCUGAUAUCUUACUAAUAAAGUACGUACUGUCUAUUUGGUUUUUUACAUGAUUCAGGGCAA
Molecule: messenger RNA, 3769 nt
Organism: Trachymyrmex septentrionalis
Lineage: Eukaryota; Metazoa; Arthropoda; Insecta; Hymenoptera; Formicidae
Product: folliculin-interacting protein 1
Exons: 12
Coding region: 106-3444 (1112 amino acids)
Cellular component (GO): cytoplasm
Molecular function (GO): protein-folding chaperone binding; ATPase inhibitor activity
Source: RefSeq, a predicted model, not a curated record